CGGCCUAACCGACUGCACACCACGAACUCAACUUUGGAAUGGCUGGCCGCUGGCUGCAUGUGUCACUAACGUUCUUAAUGGGCAAUUAUCGAAUGCUGUUACUCGAUGAUCGUUCCGCUUGUCGAUGAUCACUCACAUCACCCUCAGCUACCGAAAAUGGACAGUCGUUGCUGCUGUUGUCCGGCACGGUGGUGGACCAAGAGAUCCUAGUAAUCUGGACUUCGAUUGCAGAGAUUUUCGACACGACAAGAUACAGCGGAAUUUGCUGCGGCCGUCGGAUAGUGACUCUGGAUUUCUGAGGUCUGAAAAUGGAGUUGUACCAGUCAAUGAGGAUUUGGCCCAUACAUCGGUGCAACGCUCACAUUACUCGGACGAAUGUGGUGUGCCACAGCCCCAUAUCACUCAUGACCGGUGUUACGCAGUCAUCACUGCUCAGAAAGCAACGUCUGCCCGUGCGGGCGGGCGCAACCACCGCGCAAGAUGUAAGACACACUAUACGCUCUGUGAACCAUCAAGGCUCCUCGAUAAGGUCUGGAGACAUGUACCAAACUCUGCAUCACGGCAUUCAGAGACCAGGUGCCGUCCGCCUCCACUCUAACGCUCAGGCCAUGACCACGUCGGGAACGUUGAUUGGAGACCAAUUUGUAGUCAAAGGCGCCGUCACCGGCAACACGAGCCCGCUCAACAGUGUAAAACCUUCCCUUGGGUCCGAUUACUCUAACCCGCAUGAUUAGAGCUUGAUUCUCAUGUAACAAGAUCUACAAGUCAUCAUCACACUGCAUCACCAUCCGCGACUAAUUGUUC
Messenger RNA from Dissoconium aciculare CBS 342.82, 804 nucleotides. RefSeq lists its product as uncharacterized. The record is from RefSeq and is a predicted model, not a curated record. Bases 125 to 598 code for a protein of 157 amino acids. NCBI's taxonomy places the organism in Eukaryota, Fungi, Ascomycota, Dothideomycetes, Mycosphaerellales, Dissoconiaceae. The transcript is spliced from 2 exons.